This is a messenger RNA of Clupea harengus (Atlantic herring), 1335 nucleotides long. RefSeq names its product natterin-3-like. Lineage: Eukaryota; Metazoa; Chordata; Actinopteri; Clupeiformes; Clupeidae. The record is from RefSeq and is a predicted model, not a curated record. The transcript has 3 exons. The coding region runs from base 73 to 1335 and encodes 420 amino acids.
UUAAUGUCACAUACAUUGUAGAUAUCAUGGAACAUAGAUGAUAGGUUUCCCAAAUCAAUGUCUCAUGAUUGAAUGUUCAAUGUUUUCCUUCCUCAGAUGAGGUCCUACCUGUGUGUAGCUCUCACUGUUCUGGUCCUGGCCGCGGACCACACCCUUGCUAGUGACACACCCCCGGACAAAGCAGGAACCCCCCCAAUGAUGACUUUACUCAAGGUUUCCAAGGAAAAAAUCAUAGAAAACCGAACCACAAACCUUGAUGAAGAACCUGCCCCUUCAGCUCAGAAUAAGACCACUGCUGUAAGACCACUGCUUGUUGAUUUCAAUGAGGCUAAAACUUCCGACAUCGUCCCUCCAUUCACCUUCGAUGACAACCCCAACCUUGAGUGGCAGAGGUUUAACGGGUCUCCUCCAAGUGGAACAGUGGGCAUCUGGAACAGCUACACCGAUCGGCACGAUUACGUGUGCAGAACAUUGGAUGGCUGUGAGACUGGAUUCUACCACAGCGGAUAUGGUGAUUAUUGCUUCUUCGCACGCUACCCUAAGUUGGGGCGCACCAAUGGUUUUUUCAUCCUUGUAAACAAAGAUGAAUUUGUUAAUCUGGAGUGGAAAUCGGGAUCCUAUGGGUCUGUUCCUGCAAACUCAGUCAGAACAUGUAUAAAGUCAGAGAAGGAUUAUGUUGGAAAAAACAAGUAUGGUUUAGGAUUGGUUUCUGCUGGAGAUUCAUUCUAUUUACCUUGGUUGGACUUGAUUUCUGGUGAUACACUCAAUGGGUACACUACAUGGUACAGAAGAUCUUACCAGGUUUUGACAAUAAAUACUGAUGAAUAUGAGCAGGUGAUCCAAGAUGUAGAGUAUGACAUUGAUCAAAGUAGCAUCAUAAAAACUCCCCCAUUCGCUGUUGAUGAACACACUGUAAACAACAAAGAAUCUGCAACCCAAACUCAAACAAACACCUGGGAAUUCACUUCCUCCAUGACCCUUGCAACCAGCACCACUGUUACUGUAGGGAUACCUGAAAUAGUCAGUGCUAGCGUCACCAUUGGUGUGGAGCAGACUUUUCAGACGACUGAUCAAAUAUCCAUAUCUGAAUCUCAAACCACUAGCCUCCAGGUGCAAAUCACUGUGCCCCCAAACAAGAAGUGCACUAUUAAGUUGCAAGCCAGGAGAUUCACAUCAGCCAUACCCUUUAAGGCUCUCAUUGGCCGUACCUACAGCAGUGGUGACACAAAGUGGACCACCAUCAGCGGUACUUAUGAAGGAGUUCAGGUGUCUGAUUAUGACGCUGUCAUAGAGCACUGUGAGCCCCUGGCCGACCCCUUGCCUUGUGGGAAAUAG